Messenger RNA from Hemibagrus wyckioides, 1751 nucleotides. RefSeq names its product hippocalcin-like 1 (gene hpcal1). The transcript is spliced from 4 exons. Bases 346 to 921 code for a protein of 191 amino acids. Lineage: Eukaryota; Metazoa; Chordata; Actinopteri; Siluriformes; Bagridae. Gene Ontology annotation, molecular function: calcium ion binding. The record is from RefSeq and is a predicted model, not a curated record.
UCUCCCGGUAGCAGAAAUGAUGAGGAGGAGGUUUCAAGUGUUCUGUUAGUCUAAUGAACGAUGGAGCCUGUUUUUUCAGGGUAAAAGAUCAGUUACUUAUGUGCUAUGAAAUAAUGUAUUCCGCAUGCUGUGCGACAAUGGAUACGUUUGGGAAUAUACUUUAAAAAAGUCGUGUAGCUGUAAGCAGACUUCAUAUAAUAUUUUUCUCCGUUACCAAGGACACUGUUCUCCAACACUACCGGAGACCUCUUAAUAAUCUUUAGGCUACUUGAAGGGUGGGUGUGAAACACCCAGACACAAGAGUGAUCCAGCAGAGGGGUCCAGGAGUAGGAGUGCAUUACCAUCAUGGGUAAACAGAACAGCAAACUGCGCCCUGAGGUCCUGAAUGAUCUGCGGGAAAACACAGAAUUCACAGACCAUGAGUUGCAGGAGUGGUACCGUGGCUUCCUUAAAGAUUGCCCUACUGGCCACUUAACUGUGGAUGAGUUUAAGAAAAUCUAUGCCAAUUUCUUUCCAUAUGGGGAUGCCUCAAAAUUUGCAGAACAUGUAUUUCGUACCUUCGACACCAACGGUGAUGCGACUAUCGAUUUCCGGGAGUUCAUCAUCGCACUGAGUGUGACAUCUCGUGGAAGUCUGGAGCAGAAGCUUCGCUGGGCCUUCAGCAUGUACGACCUGGAUGGAAACGGAUACAUCAGCCGAGCCGAGAUGCUGGAAAUAGUGCAGGCAAUCUACAAAAUGGUGUCCUCGGUAAUGAAGAUGCCAGAGGAUGAGUCGACCCCAGAAAAACGCACUGACAAGAUCUUUAGACAAAUGGACACAGACAAUGACGGAAGGCUUUCCCUGGAGGAAUUCAUCAAAGGUGCCAAGAGCGAUCCGUCCAUCGUCCGACUGCUUCAGUCUGAUCAGAGCACUCCUCGCUAGUUGUGAAAGCAGCAACACCCACAGAAAAGCAUCUCACAUAUUCACACUUAGACAGGAGGGAUCAGCGAGUUGCUCUCCAAGGCACGGACUGCAUCUGAGUAACAAAUCGGCUUCAUGUAUGUGAUAUGUUAAUCACAAAAUCUGCUCAGUUUUUUCACUCAGAUGCGCUCACAGGUUUAACCCAACCUUUGCUAAAGUUAUGGGUAAGUGAGGAUCAUUUUAUUCGGUUGGUGUCAAAUAAUUUCUAUUCAAUGUGCUGAAUAUCCAGUCAAGACAACCAGUUAAUUAAUAUAUUACCAUAAAGGGACCUCAUCUUGUGGUAAAAGCAUCGGCUAUUUUUGAUGCCAUUCAAACAGACUUUAGAUGAAUUAAUCUAGAUAUGCCACUGCUGUGAGAAUAAGCCACACAUGUUUUCUUCAUUUAAACCCAAUAUGCAAGACACAGAUAAGUAGCACUUAGUUGAGGUAGUAAGUUAAAGCUCAGUCCAAAAAUCCUAUCGCAAGUGUGCAGUUAAUUUGAUUCUCCAGACAUGAUUAUGUGCAUUUAUAGACAUGGUAAAGUAAAUCCUUCAGUGUUUAUUCUUGUAUUGAAUUUGUUUGAAACCUCAGUUUUUGUCUUCGGACUGUUAACAUUUGCCAGCCUACGCAGUUUUAUAGUUUAGAGUUCUGCCACUAAGCUGUGCUUCAUCAAGAGCGAUUUGCCAAAACUAGUAUUUACGUUGAUUGUACCAGUUUUCUUUGUUCAUUACAUAGUUGUCUGCAUAGUAAAGAAGGCUUGUGCACUUGAGCAAAAAAGCUGUAUUGCUUUAUCUCAGUGUAGUCAACUAUAGA